AUGAUUAUCGAAGUUCUCUUAAAGUUUUCUGUAAUAACUGGACAAACCGUAGAGAAAUUAUGUAAAGUUUGCUAUGGAGAAGAGGAUCACGAUGGCUGGUUAUGUCCCUGCAGAUGUAGUGGAACGUUGAAGUGGGUUCACAAGGAUUGUUUCGAUAUGUGGAUGAAGCAAGCUCCCGUGUUACAGAAAGCUCAAUGUCAAACUUGUCGUCAUAUGUACGAAAAGUUAUGGACUUUGAAACCUAUUAAGAGCUGGAGCAAGCCAGACGUAAACGUAACUUGGUGGGAUUGUUUAGAAAUUUUCUUGGACUCAUACGCCACCUUCAAGUUCUUCCGAGGGAUUUGGUGGACUAUUGAAGGACGAAGAGCUGUAUGGGUGCAAAUAGCUCAUUUUCUUUUUUGGAGAACAUUCAUAGCUAGUAAUCAGAGGCUGACCACCUACAAAACAUUAGCCAUCACGUUGAUGUCAGCAAUUUUCGAAAUGAGGGUAAAAGACUAUGAAACUGCUCCAAAGACUGAUAGCUCACUGAUUAUUUUGGAUAAGCAAGUGAUAGACGGGGAUAGAAAUUGA
Molecule: messenger RNA, 570 nt
Organism: Auanema sp. JU1783
Lineage: Eukaryota; Metazoa; Nematoda; Chromadorea; Rhabditida; Rhabditidae
Source: the annotation of a GenBank genome assembly